Symbiodinium sp. CCMP2592 is the source of this 702-nucleotide messenger RNA. The record is from the annotation of a GenBank genome assembly. Lineage: Eukaryota; Dinophyceae; Suessiales; Symbiodiniaceae.
AUGGACCGGGCCGUCCCAGCUGACGAGGAAGGCCCCCGGAUGUUCUACUCUCAUACGGAUGCAAUACACCAGUACAACGCCGUCAUCAAUAUUCUCAGGUAUGGCGGCCUCUUUAGGGUGCGUGCGGAGACAAACAGGUGGACAGUUCUGUGGUCUUUGCAUCCCACACCAGAUCAGCUCCGGCGAUUCAGUCCCGUCCAGCGCGCGAACCACUUCCCCGGCUCGUUUCACCUGGGCAGAAAGGACCUGAUCUGGAGGAAUCUGGCAAAGAUGCAGCAACGAUUCGGGAAAGAGUAUCAGAUUACCCCGCAGGGCUACAUUCUGCCCAAGGCCUUCCUUGCCUGGGACGCUGCUCGGCUGCGGCAGCCGGAAGCUCUCUGGAUCUGGAAGCCUUGCAGUCAAAGCUGCGGCCGCGGGAUCAUGGUUUUCAGCUCCGACGUCCCUAAGGAUCAGAUGAAAGAGAUGUCCAAGAAGCGUGGUAUCAUCCAGCGCUACAUCCCCAAUCCGCUGCUCAUCGGCGGGCGCAAGUUUGACAUGCGCAUCUACGUGGUGGUUCUGUCGUACGAUCCUCUCAAGGUGUACGUUAACGACGAGGGCCUGGUCCGGUUUGCCACGGAGCAGUAUUCGGAAGCCGUGGACACGCUCCAGUCCAGGACGCCAACGGCGUUGUGCUCGAUCUGCAAGAGCCACGACCAUCAAUAG